Molecule: messenger RNA, 771 nt
Organism: Penicillium daleae
Lineage: Eukaryota; Fungi; Ascomycota; Eurotiomycetes; Eurotiales; Aspergillaceae
Product: O-methyltransferase
Exons: 3
Coding region: 1-771 (256 amino acids)
Molecular function (GO): O-methyltransferase activity
Source: RefSeq, a predicted model, not a curated record
AUGGCAGACACUGAAGAACCCCCCAUCUUUACUAAAUACCCAUCCCUGCGCAAGAUGGCGGGCGUUGAUGAUUCCGAGAUCGUCGAGUCCCACGACGGACGCGAGGUCACCCUCCUCAAGUACAUUUACGCCCACCCAGAGCUGGACACAAAGCUUCGGGGCUCCCCUGCGGCGAUUUUGGAGGCAAUGGAUGAGUUUGCCGCCCAAGAGGAUUUUCUGAUCAAUAUUGGACCCGACAAAGCGGGGAAGCUGGGUGCCUUAAUGCGCGAGCAUCGGCCGAGGGUUCUGGUGGAGUUGGGGGGGUAUGUUGGAUACUCUGCCAUCCUAUUUGGAAGUAUCCUGAAGGAAAUUUGGGGGGUGAACCCGGAUAAUGCAGAGGUAGAGGACGAGGACAACUCCAAGGCCAAACUCUAUAGCGUGGAGAUCGACCCUCUCAUCGCUUCAGUUGCCAUGAACCUUGUCAGCCUCGCAGGUCUCCAGGAUUUUGUUGAGGUCAUUAUCGGGGGCUCCGCGCACACCCUGCGGCGGUUCCAGGAGCAAGAGACCUUUGGCAACGGGGGUAUCGAUAUGCUGUUCUUGGACCAUGAUGAGGCGCUGUACGAGGCAGACGUCAAAUUGGCCGAAGAACUGGGCUUUCUUGACAAACACGGCGCGCUAAUUAUCGCCGAUAAUGUGGUGCGGCCUGGAGCGCCAGAGUAUCGGGAUUAUAUGCGGAAAAAUCGACGCUUGGGUGACGAGAUGGAGAUCAGCGUCGUGGGCCGCGGUGUGUGA